Messenger RNA from Lagenorhynchus albirostris (white-beaked dolphin), 4228 nucleotides. It is a transcript of the gene ZNF783, whose product is annotated as zinc finger protein 783. The transcript is spliced from 7 exons. Bases 117 to 1877 code for a protein of 586 amino acids. The record is from RefSeq and is a predicted model, not a curated record. NCBI's taxonomy places the organism in Eukaryota, Metazoa, Chordata, Mammalia, Artiodactyla, Delphinidae. Gene Ontology annotation, biological process: regulation of DNA-templated transcription.
AGGAGCUCCGAGGCUGGGCGGCUCAGCUCCGCCUCCGCCGCCGCGCCGCGCCGCGCCGCGCCGGGCCCGACAAACCGGGCCUGAGGAGAGCCGCCCAGAGAAGGACGCGGGCAGCCAUGGCCGAAGAGGCGCCUGCCCCGGCUCCAGAGAGGGACAGGCAAAUAGGGGAUGAAAGGCCUUUGACGCCUUCUCCAUCACCCCAGCUGGCUGCUGAGAAGAGCUCAUACCUCUACUCCACGGAGAUCACGCUGUGGACGGUGGUGGCCGCCAUCCAGGCGUUGGAGAAGAAGGUGGAUUCCUGCCUGGCCCGCCUGAUGACUCUGGAGGGGCGGACAGGGAAGGCUGAGAAGAAGCUGGCCGACUGCGAGAAGACGGCCGUGGAGUUGGGGAACCAGCUGGAGGGCAAGUGGGCGGUGCUGGGGACCCUGCUGCAGGAGUACGGGCUGCUGCAGAGGCGGCUGGAGAACGUGGAGAACCUGCUGAGGAACAGGAACUUCUGGAUCCUGCGGCUGCCCCCGGGCAGCAAGGGCGAGGCCCCCAAGGUGCCCGUGACCUUUGAUGAUGUGGCCGUGUAUUUCUCUGAGCCAGAGUGGGGCAAACUGGAUGAGUGGCAGAAGGAGCUGUACAAGCACGUGAUGCGGGGCAACUACGAGACGCUGGUCUCCCUGGAUUAUGCCAUCUCCAAACCGGAUAUCCUCACCCGGAUGGAGAGGGGAGAGGAGCCUUGCCCUGAAGGCCCGAGGGGCCGGGAGGAGGGGAGUGACAGAGAGGAAGCACGCCCAAGGAGGCUGGGCGCUGGCCUUCCUCCAUACCCAGAGCACACCUCCAGCCCAGUCAGCCCUGCCCAGAAGGAGCCAAAAGAAGGUCAGGCCUCCAAGCACCAGCAAGACUCAGAAACAAGAGUAACCCCACCCGAAACGAGCACCGGACCACUAGCCAGCACUAGCGUUUUGUCCUCGGUUAAACGGGAGGAAGAAUCUUCAGAUGGGGAGUCACCCACCUCCCCUCCCAGGGACAUCCUGCCCGGCAUGGGGCCAGGUGGUGGCGGUAUGGUCAUCAAGACGGAAGCACAAUCUGAGGACGAGAUGAUGCCUGAGCAGCUCUACCUGGGGGAGUCCCCGAGCCAGCCAGAGUGUAGACUCCCCAAAGGGCCCAGGAGCAGGACCGGGGGUUCUGGCCGGCCUCACUCGGGGGCAGCGCCCAGGGUGCGGGCAGGGGACCCUCUGCCACCGGGGGCACUGGGGAAGGGGGGCGAGCCGCCUCGCGUCCUCCCCCGCCGGCGAGAGCGGGCCUUCCCCUGCCCUGACUGCGGACAGAGCUUCCGCUUGAAGAUCAACCUGACCAUUCACCAACGGACCCACGCGGAGGAGGAGCAGCGCGCGGAGGCCCGGGGCGGCUCGGCCUCCGGGGCCGGGGGACGUGCCCAGCCCGCGCUGGAGCCGGGGGAGGUGGUGGUGCCCGGCCCCGUCAUCCGCUGGCUCCCAGAGGGGCCCGAGGGCCGCCGCUGCUUCGUGGGGCGGAGGCCGGCGGCCGCCAAGGUGUACCACUGCAGCGAGUGCCUGCGCUUCUUCCAGCAGCGGAAGAGCCUGCUGCUCCACCAGCGCCUGCACACCGGCGACAGCCAGGGCUGGCCCGCCUGCCCCUACUGCGGCAAGGCCUUCCGCCGGCCCUCGGACCUCUUCCGGCACCAGCGCAUCCACACGGGCGAGCGGCCCUACCCGUGCCCCGAGUGCGGCCGCGCCUUCAACCGCAACCACCACCUGGCGGUCCACAUGCAGACGCACGCGCGCGGCCAGGGCGGCCCGCACGUUCCGGCUCCCCCCGCCCGCCUGGGCAGCCCGCCGCUGGCACGGCCCAGCCCCUCCGAGGAGGGCUGACCGGGCAGGAGCCUGCGGGGCACCCCCUGCUCCAGGACCACCUCAACACCGGCGGAGCCCUUCCACUUGUGCCUGAUGCUGGGUCCUCCUUCUGCGAUGGCUUUGGAGAGAUCUUUUUACAUGGGAAGCAGUGGCCUUUUUGAUGACAGAGUGUAUGCGUGCCAGAUGCCUCAGUUUCCUAAGUUUGUCACUCUGCUGCCUUUUCUACAUUCCUGACUUACACAGGGGCCACUAAGGCUUAGGGGAUGCCAAGCUUUGGUGGGGGCCUUUGACGGGUACCGUGGACAGGCAACAGGACCAGAGGCCAUGGCCUUUCUAGUAGGGGGUGUUCGAGACACGGAGAGCCUGGGGUUUGAUUUUAUACACAGAGGUCUUGGCCUUCUGUCAACACGAGAAACAGCAGAGUGGACAGACAGCCUGAAGAAUAGGCACUGGAAAUUUGAGUUUUCUACUGUUAUUUUGAAACUUUUUUUUAUGGAGAUUUUCUAAGUGCUUCUGUAAGUAUUGUGGGUGGUUGUAAAGGGGACCAAGAACUCCUGAGGGGCAGGGAUGAUUCUGCCACCUCCUUGUGUGUGGGGAUGGCAGAGGGACUGUCCAGACCAGCCUGGGAAUGCCUGUUGAUGGGGGUGCCUUGGCUGCUGCCCUGGAAACCAGGUGUCUUCCCAGGUGUGUGUUCCUUGGCCUAGACUGAUUCCCAGUAUUCCUGGUCCUUUCCCCAGCGGGUGUUCACAUCCAUGAUUGACUUUGGUAAUCAGCUGAGAGCGGGGAACUGCAGCCUGGAGUGGAUGACAUUUCCCCCAAGGUCUCAGUGUUCACGGGUGUGCACGCUCCAUGGACUGGACCCCACCUGACACCUGGGGGGUGGGGGAGGUCAGGUGCAGAGCGGGCCCAGGAAGUUCCUCCCGAGAGGAAGAUCCUGGUCUGAGGGAGGCUGGUCAGCCCACGUGGACUGUGGGGUUGCCAGGCCUGAUGUGUCACGUUAAAGGAGGGGGUUGUCUUCUAGAACUUGGGGCUCAUGGCAGAGUUAGGCCAGGAGAUCUAGGUGAAUCUUUUAACCACCUCCAUCCUCGUGUUACUUGUCUGUCGAAGGUGGUAAUGACCCCAGUGCAUCCUACCUCACCUUAGAGUUGUCAGGGUCAUAAUAGAUUUAGAGGCAGCGGGACAAAUAGGAAGCCUGAUUUCGACCUUCUUUUCAGGUUCAGGGCCCCCUUUCUCUUUCAUGUUGAUCUUCCAGCCCUCUUCGCAGUCAGAAUCACUCAAGAAGGACCUUUAUUUUCUGGAGUGAGUGGAAGGUCCCACGGGUGCAAAGUGAGGUAAGACUUUCCCUUUGGGCUAUAUCCACCUGGAGCCUUUUGUACCUCAGUGGAACAAAUUCUCACCAAAGCAGUGAGGUUCAAACUGUGGAGGUUCGGGCUCUAGUGUCGCGCCUUAUGGAGAAGUCUCGAUGGCACCUAGCUUCUUGUGCCUCUUCAGUCACACCACUUUGGGCGCUCCCUAUAAACCAGCCCUUGGUCUGGGUGACUUUGAAGCUGGAGUGAUGGGUCCUCAGCUCUUCUGAUUGUUGUCUUAUUUAUCUGGCACUAUGUGAAGUGUCCAGUGUUCAGGCCUGCUUCCAGGUGCCUGGGUCCCUGGCUGUGCCACUUCCUCUUGCCCCCCUCUGACCCUCAUACCUCUCCUAAAGUCCUGAACAGGGUUGGGGGCAGAUGGAAACAUUGCUGUCAUCUCUGGGGCAAGAGUAUACACGUCAGUCACUGCUCAGCCAAGCUCCUCUGGGCUUGGGAGAGAUGCCCCCUCCCCUGCCAUAGAUCCUGCUUGUCUGCUCUGGUAUCCCCCAGCUCUUGCCAGGGCCCCGCAGUCAGGGCUGGGCUGUCAGCAAGUGCUCAGACAGGAUGUGGUGCUAGUGAAGCUGCUGAGAGCUUAGCCCUCAGCUGCAAGAGCUAGUCUCAGGUGUUUCCUUGGAAGGCCUCAGGGCUCAGAGUUUCCAGGCUUUUCUAAUGCUUAAUGCCCUGUGUAAAUACGCAAACUCUUAACAGACGCAGUAAUCAAUGUGCAGUGGUGCUCCUCUUCUUCCAAAGCAUUCAAUGUGCCGGGCUCCCGGCUAGGCCCUGUGAGUUUGCCUGGCACUCGAUAGGUGUUCAAAGGACAUUCUUUACACCGAAAUGAGUCAGCGGAGGCUGCGUGACCUGGGAGGCUGGAGCCUGGUCUGACCCCAGUCUCACUCCCAGCUCUGGGUCUCGGGUUCCUCAUUUGUAAAGCAAAGUUGGGGUUCUGGUGUUAAAAGGCCCGUAAGAACUGUGACGGUGGUGAAACCUUGGCCCCAUCAGUGCUCAAUAAAUAUGUUGGACUCUGUA